AUGACGGAGAAGUUCGAGAAAGGGUUCCCCGUUUCAUGGGAUCAGCUUCAUCGCGACGCCCGCGCGCUUGCCUGGCGGCUGGCCGAGCGCGGGCCCUGGCGCAGCAUCGUGGCGGUCACUCGCGGCGGCAUGGUGCCGGCGACGAUCGUCGCCCGCGAGCUCGACAUCCGCGUGGUCGAUACCGUGUGUAUCUCGUCCUACGACCAUCAGGACCAGCGGUCGGCGAGAAUUCUGAAACCGGUCGCGGGCGACGGUAAGGACAUCCUGAUCAUCGACGAUCUCGCCGAUACCGGCGCCACCGCCCGCAUCGUCCGCGAGAUGCUGCCGCGCGCGCACUUCGCCUGCAUCUACGCCAAGCCGGCGGGCCGCUCCGAGGCGCACACCUUCGUCACCGAGGUCAGCCAGGACACGUGGAUCUUCUUCCCCUGGGACACGGACCUGCGCUUCGUGCCGCCGAUCGCCGAGCGCGAGGCGGCGGAAGGCGAGGAAACGGCACCGUGA
Geodia barretti is the source of this 501-nucleotide messenger RNA. Lineage: Eukaryota; Metazoa; Porifera; Demospongiae; Tetractinellida; Geodiidae. The record is from the annotation of a GenBank genome assembly.